Molecule: messenger RNA, 3321 nt
Organism: Scedosporium apiospermum
Lineage: Eukaryota; Fungi; Ascomycota; Sordariomycetes; Microascales; Microascaceae
Exons: 3
Coding region: 1-3321 (1106 amino acids)
Source: RefSeq, a predicted model, not a curated record
AUGAGUGACAAGGACCACCCCGAGGAGCACGUCGCUCCCUCCUCGCCUACAGCGGUGGACACUCCCUCCAAGGGACGUGGCCGCGGAAAAGGCAAAGGAAGAGGCAAGAGGAAAUCCCUCGCCAAGGCAAAGACCUUUGCUGGCGUCAAGAAGCCAGUCCCCACGGGCCGUCGCGGCCGUAUCAAGCAAUACAACGACCCUCGCGUUCAGGCAGCCUACGAGCGCCAGCGAGAAGUCAAAUCUGCCUACCUAUCCAUCAUUUCUCACAUGAAACCCGCUCUGGAAGAACUCGCCUCUCGCAAUAUCGAGAAGCUCAAGAAGGACCCCGAGGUCCACAAGACCGUCCCCGAGUUUGACAUCAUCACGGAACAGCUUGAUACCAGGCUGACCAAGGUCCUCAACGAGGCUCAAGCCGACUAUGAUAAGGAGAUGGCCCUCCUCAAUCUCUCUUUUGAGAAGGAUCGCGAGUUUAUCGGCCUACAACAUGAAAAUGGCAUUGAGGAUGCCAUUGAUCGAUUUUAUGAUGCCCAGCUGGAGCGUCUCCGCCUCCUUGAAGAGAUGUUCGAUCACCAAGUACCCCCGGAUGUCCGUGAUAAUUCAUUCAACUACAAGAAGAUCAGUGAUCAAGAAUAUGAAGAGCGUGGUACAUACGUCGCCUACGACGAGGAGGGUGAAUUUGUUGUCCCUUACCCUUCCCGGGUCCCAGGAACCGCCAUGUACGAAAAGGCCCAAAGGAUAAAUGCGCUCUACGCUCCUAAGCCAGCUCAAGAGACUGCUGCGAAGGCGAAACGUGAGCGUGACCUGAGGGCUUCCGCUAUUCGAGGUCGUUUGAGUGGCAUAAAGCGAAGGGCCACGGGUCUGCCGGAUAAUCAGCCCUCAGCGAAGCGCCCCACCACUCGAAGCGCCGCGCGGGCUGAGACCAAUGACGACGAAGACGUCGAAACUCCCGAUAUCACCACUCUCUCCGAAGAGCCCGUCAACGCACCUGCCAGGCAUAUUAUGGGCCUCCUGCCAGCUGCUUUAGAUAACGACGGUGCUACCGAAUCCGCUGCCGCCACGCCCCGCGUAUCCCCCGACCUUGACGAGGAGGACAAGGCCGACGACUCCAGUGCCAUUGCCCUUGACCCACGCCAACGAUCCCCGGAUCCUCCCAAGGGCCUCAGCGAAUUUGACCAGUAUGGGACGGCCUUAGUUCACCGAGGGCCUAAGGCGAACAACCGCUUUGCCGUUAAACCUCCUUUCCAGUUCGACGACAUUGACAUCGGCUUCAGAGACUCUACCAACGACUCCACAAAAAUCAAGAAUGCCGCUGCCAGAGGAAAAUACCUCGAUAAACCCAACACAAAUGCCUUUUACUAUGACCCGCUUCUUUGGAACUACGAUGCCCGAUGCCAGACCGAGGAGGACAUGGACGAAGACCUGGUCGCCAAGCAUCGUGUCCACCCCAGGUAUGGCUUUUUCGUCCAAGGCAGUCUCAACGAGGAGGAGGAGCCGGCGCCUAGGAACGAGCGACCCAUGUCAGUCGUCUUUAUCACACCGUCCGGGAAGACCCUUACUUCCUCUCGAUCGCAGAUUACUGUUGCUACAGCCAGGUCCGCUGCCGAUUACGAGAUCGGCAAGUCCUUGAGGUCAGCCAUGAGUGAGUUCAUCAAGCAGAACCCGGAACAUGAGAUCCCCGAACCAAGCGUAGUAGCCGAGAAAGACAUCCCGGAGAAAUACAGCGGACCCUCCCUUGGCUUGAUCCAACUCGAAGAGGGCGAUGAAACACGAUCAUCCGCCGCCGAGGAGACUGACCGAGAGGUAACACCUGAGCCCGCCACGACCGAAGUCGAGGGCGGAGCCGAACGCCCAAACAUGCUGUCUUCCCUGGUCAGUGCAGCCAUACUGGCCUCCGCAGAGGACGCUGCAGCCCGCUCGGCGCGUGCGAAAUCGGCUUCAAGGCCGUACGAUGCCAUCAGGGAUGUCUUCGGAACAUCAGCACCAUCCCAGCCGCAGCCUGAGCAGCAGCCUUUUAGUCUCAGUCUUCUUGCAGAGGCGUGCCAUUGGGAACCUAGGCCCGCGGGUGUCGAAACCGGCCCUCAGCCACCUAAGUUGCAAACGGUGCCAGAGCCUCCCGUUCUACCGCCGCCCAGGCAAAUGGAGCCUGUAGAGUCAUCCCUGCCUCAACCCUCUUUCGAAGAGCCGGCCUAUCCUCCUCCCGGCCGAGCAACAAGAUCGAGCCAUCAACCUCUCUAUGAUACCGCGAGAUACGAUGGGGCUCGGCAUGACCAACAACACCUUCAAACUGGUCCAAUGGGCCACGCGGAUCUCGAUGCGAACAAACAUCCAAUGGCUGUGCAUCACGGCCAAGAAGAAGAGUCUCUUAUCGAUCCACGACUUCGAGCACACCUUACUCAACCCCCUGCCAACCCCCAAAGCAUUUACGAACAACCACCCAUUCCUUCACACCAAUCGCCUCUUCCAUAUGGUGCGCCUCCGCCUAUGAUGAGCAUGCACAAUACAGUGAUGGCUUCGGUGCCCCCGAGCCAGCCCCAACCUCCUCCCAUGGCAGGCCCUAUUCCUGGCCCCCAUCCUACGCCUACCGAGCAUCACUACGGCGGCGUUCCUCCUCCUCGCCAAGGACAACAGCAUCAACCGCCAUAUGCUGCCCCAUCUCCGCAGCCCCUUCGACCUUCAGUCACCACCCGACUACCUCCGCUGCGCCCCCCCCGUCAAGUGGGACAUCCCCCUCCCUUCUAUGCCAACCCACCGCCCAUGUCUCACCCCGGCAUGGUAUCUACCAACACUGGAUCUUUUUACCCCCCAGGUCCUGCUCGCCCAUUCCAUACCAGCUUCCCUCCCCAAGAGCAGCAGCACAACGCGAUGGGUAUGCCUGGCGACACCCUCUCCAUGCAGCCGUACUACGGCCCACCUGCUACCAGCCCACCGAGCUAUGCACCGGCCCAGCCGGCAUAUCAACCCCUUGCCCAAGCUCCCCCGCCUCCUCGAGGAAAUUCUCCUCCCGCUUCAAGCCCCAGAUCUCGUCCUUCGUUCCAAGGUCCUCCUCCUCCCCCUGGACAGUCGCAACAGCCACAGCAGCAGCAAAAUAGCAAGUAUCGAAAGCUCGAACCAGCUCCCAUCCCCCCUCACAGGAUGGGCUGGAACUCUGAACCCCAACUCCGAACAGUCGGCUACAACCCAACCGAGGAUAUCAAAGACUAUUCAGCUGUAGAGCCUCUGCCCGGCCGCGGCCCAACCUUUAUCAGGGGCUGGAAUGUUAACAACAGCGCCAAGAAGCAGCGCGUCAGAUCGGGAAGGGACGACAAGGACGCAUCAGGAUAG